UCCUGCUUUGCAUAACCACCAAUGUCGCGCCUUUGAUUGGACCACUCGCGGGAUUAUAAUCUGCAUUUUUUUUCUUUCAUGACCACCACGCUUCGCCUUUCAAUCUGCUUCUGGACGUCUCCGUCACUCCCCCUCCCGCCCGUGUCUAUCCUUCAUUAAGAGAAGCAGCCUGUCGCCGCCUGCCGCUGCUCAAACGUGGAGGAAAGGACACGAAGAGGGACGCUUGCAGCUCCAUUGUUAGUUAGUCUGGUGAAAUUUACGACUCGUCCGACAUAUUUAGUGCAUUUAGCGCCAGUGCUGGAUCAGAGAAGGAGAGACUGGUUAUUUCUCUAGGAGUCCUCCGGAACAGACACGGCGGUUGAAGGACGCUAAAGUUGGCUAAGAACUGGCUAUUCAAGGAGAGUGCAAGCCCCCCUACCCUCAUCAGCAACAGCAGCACAUCAGUAUCCAUACAUAGGAGGUGGUUAUGAAACCGGAUGGGGUUAAUAUGGAAACCACGGAGCCUACUGAAGCUGCAGCAGUAGCAGAACACUCUCCAUUGCAGGAAAACAUACCUGAGCAAGCCCCAUCACAGCCAGAGGAGGUUGCAAAUGAUGCAGCGCCUGAACCUGCUUCCAAGGCCAACGGCAAGCUGGUAACAGCAGAUCCCAAAGCCAAACCAAAGGCUGUUGCAACUAAAAUGCAUUCAACAGCCAAAUCAGCAGGAACUUCACGGCCAAUGACCAGCUCAGAUCGCACAGUAAACAAUGUCAGAUCCUCUAACAAUGCUUCCACAGCUGCAAAGAAAGCAACAACCACGACAACAACAAAAGCAUCAGCAGCAGGGGCUGUUUCUAAAAGACCAGUAGGUGGGGCAGCUGCAUCUUCUGCAGUUAAGAACCAAACUAAAGUGCCGGACAGGAAGCCUGUUGGAGCGGCCAGGACAACCUCUACUGCUGCUGCUUCAGUAACAAAUGGUACCAGACCAACCACAGCAAACAGCACACCUAAGAGGAGACCAGUGGCUGAAACAGUUAGACCAAAAACCACAGCUACUUCCAGUAGACCAGCGGCUUUCACAGCCCCAAAACCCAAUGCUUCAACCACAACAAAAGCUGCUGCCGGUGCCGUUUCAAAGACCACCAGGCCUGCUACUGCUCCCCCAACAUCUCGACCUGCCACAGCCACAUCUAGGCCCACCGCCUCUACAACCAACAAGCCCUCCACCACUACAGCCGUAAAAACAGCUGCUCCUAGAGCAGCCACAGUACCCUCUACUGGCAGGACUGUUGCAGCACAGGCUCCGAAAGCUUCUGCAGCAAAGAAAGAUGUCAGUCGACCCCCUCCUGCUGCAGCCACUAAGAAGCCUACAAUUACGACAUCCUCUGCUCUCAAAAAACCUGAAACCACUAAAGCUACAUCCACCAUAAAGCAGAACUCCGCCUCCAAACUGUCCACAACAGCAAAGGUGGCAGACCCCAAGGUGUCUCAAUCCAAAACCCAACCGCCUACAAAAUCUGCUCCCACAAAGAAACCUGUAACGGCUGUUAGGCUCCCUGCUGUUAAUAAAGCAACCACUGGUCGAACCCCACCUGCCUCUCCAAUCAACAAACCUGCAAACAGCAGCACUGCUCUGUCAAAACGGGGCACCAAACCAACUCAGGCUGUCUCCCCUUUCACUGCCGUAAAGAAGACGGUGGUUUCAAACACCACCACAUGUCCUGUAGAAAUGCAUGGAGCUGCUAGUGCAGCAGUAGCAUCAGUAGCAGCUGCCACAGCAGCAUCUGUGCUAGCAGAAUCUCAAACUGAGCAAAUAGAGUCUCCCCCACAAGCAACAUCUUUUGCUGCCUCUGCACCUGAGGAGGACUCUUUCCCAAUCUCAGCCGAGGAGACCACACCGGAGGCACCUCAGGAACCUCAGGAACCUGUUCAAAGCCAUGUAGCUGCUUCUUCUCUUCUUGAAAGCCUUGACAUGACUCAAACAUCUCCUCCCCAGGAGGAGGCUGAAAGCAUCGCUCCCUUACAAACACAGGAGGAGAUCCCUGCUCCAGCUGAGCCUGCGGCACCACCAGGAGCCUCCUCUUCAGACCUCCCCAAGGAGGCUGUUUAUCUGUUUACAGACCGAGCCCCCUCCACCUCUAAAGCCCCCUCAGCAACAGAAAGUCUGAUCACUCAGAUAGCGCCUCACAGCAACCUCAAUGAGGAGGAGGAUGAAGAGGAGCGGGAGGGGAGUCAGCUGGUGUCCGUGUCUGAAAUGAGUGGAACCACUCAGCCCACAGAGGAGUCUCGCCCUGGCUCAGCUGGACUAGUAGGAGGGUCUGCUUGGAGAGCCAGCGGUGCCUUGCUCUCUGAGCUGGACUCUGAGGAGGUGAGUGGGAGUCAGCAGGGUGCAUCAGAGCUGAGUGCCCCUGGUGUCCUGGAGGGCACAGAGAGUAUGGACGACCUGGGAGACGGCAGCCUGAAAGGAGCCAUCGAUAUGGAAGGAGCCUCAGCAGGCUCACCUGACUUUGAGAAAGUUCCUGACAUUCCAGUGAACGACUUCGACGAGGAUGAAGACGAUGACGAUGAUGACGAUAGGGUGUGUGACAUGGAUGUGGGCUCAGAGCGAACUGAUGAACCGCUGAGACAAAGGCAUGAUAAUGAUGUGGAUGACGACGAGGAAGAUGAAGAUGUAGAAAUGGCCAGUGAGGGUGUGACGGAGAGUGGGCUGGAAAGCUAUGGCAAUGCAGACGAGGAUGACUUUGCUGAAGAUGAACGGCUUGACAACUUGAACCGAGUGGCUCAGCCACCACCGCCCCCUCCUCUGCUGCCGUCUGCCCCAGCUGCUCAGUGGGACCAACCAAACCCUUUUGCCAAUCCCUGGGCAGAACCGCUGCAGCCACUUGAUCAUGUCCCCUUGGCAGCAGGAGCAGCUGCAGCAAGCCCUCUGGCAGACCCCUGGCAAGCAGACUCAGAAACCCCAACUCAGACUCCUGCUCAGGCUUGGCUAGAACUUGGCUCGGGUCCCUUUGCUCCAGAAGAAUCUCCUCAUCAGUCACCUGCUCAAGAUGAGCAACAAUGUCUAGAGGCCAAGAUGUACAUGGGUCAGUCUAGCCCUGCACUCAUGCAUCUUGCACCAGCUCCCCUCUCUGCUGCUGGGAUGUCUCUGUCAAGCACGCUAAGCAGCGAGACCAGCACGCCGGAGGAACUGGGCAACCUGAAGCUACAGCCACAAGAUCCACAAUCAUCAGGGCUUUCUCCUCAGCCAGACCAGGAGGGAGAGGAGGAGGCCGAGGCAGAGACCCUGCCUGCUGAUGAAGUCCUGGGAGGCCCUGCAACUGCCCCAACCUCCAACCCGUCUUCAUCCUCUGUCACAGAAGAUGAAGCGAGUGAUACAGAGGGAGAGGCUCAGCUGGAGGAUUCUCUGGAGAGUCCAGCUGUCAGAAACACAACCUUUGACAGCCAGUCCACAGCCCGGCGCUGCCUCUCCACUGUGGAGGAAGGAGAGGAGGUGGAGGUGGGCAUCUGUGCCGGUGAAGACACAACCCCACCUUCAGCUACAUCACUGGCAUCGUAUGGCUUCGACACCAUGACCACAGCUUCAAACUCCAACGCCCAGUCUACGGGGGAGAGCUGCAUUAAGAGCCCUGGCAUCUUCUCUCUGGAGGAGCUGCCUGAGGAAGCCAAAGAGUUCUUUCUGAUCCCGCAGCCUGACACACAGCCCCCAUCAUUUGCAGAGCAGCAGUACAUUGAGUGUGGGAAGCAGGAAACUGAGUCUGCUGAGAAGGUUAGGGAGGAAGAGGAAGCGCUGACUCCUCUAUCAAUUCCAGUCACUAUGCAGCAAACAGAAGAAAGCACUGAUGACAUCCAGCCUCCUUACUAUUCUGCUAUCUGUGAAAAGACUGAGAACUCUUAUGCAGGCUUCACUGCACUACCGCACCCUCACCGCCGCGAUCACGCUGCAUACCCCAGAGCCUACUGUGACAUCAUCAAACCUCACAGCGCCACAAUCAGCCCACCAAAACUGACCUGUGCUGACCUCCCACCCAGGAGCCCUGGGCAUCAGGCUCUGAGUCCGCAGCUCCGCCGGCUGGAGCAGCACCAAAAGCAGCUACUGGAGCUGCAGCACCGUAGGGAGCAGCAGAGCAGGCCACUGGAGGAGGCGGAGCAAGAGAGGAAAAGAAGGGAGGAGGAGGAGCAAAGGAGAAAGAAGGAGGAGGCUGAAGAAGAAAUAAAAAGGAAUAAAGAAGAGAUUGAGAGGAAGAUGCAAGAGCAGGCAGAGGCAGCAAAAAAGGAGGAGGAGGAAAAAAAGAAGAAAGAGGAGGAGCUGAAGCAGAGAAGAGACCUGGAGCUGCAGCUGCAGCAGCAACAAGAGGAGCUGAAGCAGAGACAGCAGAUCAUGCAGUGGCAACAAGAGCUGCAGCAAUCAAACAAAGGGCAGACAGUGCUACUGUCUCCGUCCUCUGGCCUGUGCACCAUCUAUGAAGCUCUGGAGAACAGCGAUGAAGAAGAAGGUGAAGAAGAGGGAAUAAAGGAGCUCAGCACUACUAAGAGGAAGAGACAAAACAAGCAGGGAGUAUUGAAGAAAGAGAUGGAUGACUGUGAAAGGGUGAAAAAAGAUGAAGAGAAACAUUGUGACUCUCCAGUGCCGACAGAGGACCCUCCUCCUCUUCACCCAGACUCUCUGCAACCUCCUAGCCUCAACUCUCAGGAUAGAGAGAGCCCAUCUUCUCUUCCUCCUGAGUCCCCUGAGCGGCCUCCCCCGCUGGACCUGGACUGGGGGAAGAAAGUGGAUAUUGUCCAACAGCUGAUCAAUCAGACUUUAAUGCUGAACAGAGACGGCUGCUCUUCCCUGCUGCUCCUGCCAGGAGGUGCAGGAGGAACACUGAGCCCACUGGAGAGCAGCCUGUGGCCCAGCCUGCUGCCACCUCUCACCCCUCCCUCUGCCACUGUCACCUCCGUCAGUAGUUUCUCCCCAGAGACGACAGGGAGCUCCCCACAGGGGGAGUGGACCGUGGUAGAGCUGGAGACACAUCACUGAGGGAUUUCAGUGUGUGAUGUCACUCCCACACCUGAAAUCAAACAUUUGCAGUACUGUAAAAAAAAAAUUAAUGUUAAUUUAGGGAGAUGAAACAUGUUCUGUCAAAGUACGCACAAAUACCCAUGAAAACUUAAACACAAAACAAACAGGGUGAUGCACACACAAAGCAGCCAGUGCUCACACAUUAAAAGCAAAUUAAUAUUUACUUUUUUAGAACAUAGUAUAGUAUAUAUAAAGCAAAUAUCUGGGCUGGCUAAACUGGACAAAGAAACAGUUCUUCAUCAGAAAAUCCAUUUAAAGAGUAUAAAUCACAGAGUUUGUGUUUGUCACAUUGUAUGUGAUGGUUAAAGUCACUAUAAACUUUUAUCUUCCUCUUUCAGAAGAACAAGCACCUGUGAGAAAAUUCUGUAUUUUUGUGUUGACUAAGGAUCUGAAGUAAAUGAGGUGUUUAUUCAGUUCAUAAAUUAACUUGAGCAGUGGUUCCCAACCAACCAGAUAUGUAUAAUGUUUUUUUUCCCUCAGGCUUUACUCUUACUUGCUUCUCAACUCUACAUCUAAACUACUGAAAUAUUUUAAACUACUGAUUAAAGUUACCUACUAGUUUUAUAAGGUAUUAAAAUGCAACACAAUGAGAAGGGGUCAGUGUUAUUUACAGCCAGCAGAUUUUUAUUUUGAAAGGAGAAAUCCAAAAUCAAGAAAAAAUCCCAAAUUACUGCUUGAAAAUGGGAAAGAACAACAGAAUUAAGGGGGCCCUUGGCCCUUUUAGGCAGUUUGAUAUUGAAUUAAGCAACUAAGAGUAAGAACUAAUAAACUGAAUCUUUUAUCUAUCUCUAAUUUAGUUCUCUGUAUGCUGAGAAUCACAUGCCCAGUGUUUUUCCAUAUCGGUGCUGGCUGCUGUACUCUACGUCUGUUAUAGUAAGCGGUGUGCACACUGGCAACUCUGACACUAUUUAACAUACAGGUCACAUGAAUGGGGAAAAAAAUUAAUAUUCCAGCCCUAGUCAUCCGUUUUCAAUUUUCCUGUCUUUGAUCCGAGCAUAAAACUAAAAGAUUAUAAAUGACACAUUUUUCAUUUCCUAAAACAAGAUAAGGAACAAAAAAGUUUCAUUUUUAAUUGAUCAGUUUUUGAUGUUAAUCAAUGGAACUGCCUAAAAUUCCUGUUUUGCUUUCCUAUUUUAAAAAUCUGUUUGCUGUAGAAUACACUGACCAGAGGGUAUACUACCUGUAUCAGGUCACAUUAAUAAAUGGGCCAGUGACAAAUAAAUAUUGUUUUUAACUGAUAUGGGAACCACUGUCAUUGACUCCAAUAAAAGAAACAGACUCAUGCUAUCUUAUAAAACAAGUACAAUACAAAUCUGGUGCUACUUCAGUUGUUUCUUGAAACAUGCACGUUAAUCAACGUGAACAGUCUUGCCCUGAAUUCAGUCUUAAAGGACAGACCUGGAUUUUUCCAGAUCAAACAAAGCACAGAUUUUUAUUCUCACUCACCCAUUGAGUAGUUUUAUAAAACAAUGUGAAAAAAUAAGUGCUCUGAAUGUGAUCCAUAGGUUUACAUUGAAGGGGUGUUAUAUAGAGCACCCGAUCUUAUUUUUCAAUAUCCUAAGUGGUCUGUAAUGUACUGCAAUUGACCCAUCAAUCUGAGCCCUUACUUGGAAUCAAACGAUCUACAGAUGCUGGAGAUAGGAUAAAACUGUCCAUUCUCAGUCAUAGUAAUGACACUGCAUGAGUCUGUCUGGUGAUGCCAGUGGGAAACUGCUUCUCAGAAAUCCAAGUAGAAUACACAACAUGACACCACAGUGAAACUCCACACUUUUCUCGCACCACUUGACAUCCUAAACCACUGCAUGCACAAGCUUGAUACUUCAUUAUAAACUCACACACCUGAAACCACCUGAUUGCAGAAAGAAACCCAUUAUGCAUUUCUGCUACUAACUAAAAUGAUAGGAACUUAACACUAUUUUUGAUGCCAAAUCUUUUGGGUAGUCCUAUGCGCACACAUGCCAAUUGUGCCAAGUGGCCACUAUAAAUUGAAGGUUAAUCUAUGAUUGAUUUGGUUGCACCUGUGGCACAUUUAAUUGCAAGUGUUUGAACACUGGAAAACCUACUGAGCCUGCUACUGAAAAAGAACUCUAAUUGCAAGACUUCAUUGUUUACAUUGUCAGCAUUGUUAUCAGUGUUGUUUUUUUAAGCCUACAAGCUAAAGCUUAUUAUAGUGUAAUAUCUUUGCAAGCAGUGGUCAAAGUAAUGUUUUGAUUAAACCUAAAGAGGAUUAUCACAUUUCUGGACAACCUCAGGCUUAGUUUUUUUGCUACCAAAGGUAGGUACAAUAUGAAGACCGUUCUCUCUAUAACUCGGAAGUCAUGUUUUGACAUUUUUCAGAUCAACAUUAAAAUGUAUGUAGAGAAAAAUGUCUGCUCAUAGUUAAUUUCGGAUGAAUGUUUGCCUGAUAUGGCCACGUCCUAGUCUUUUAUGAUUCACAUAUACAUGAGUUGGUUAUUUUACAUUGGACUAGUGCUCAGAUUUAUUGUGAUAGUCGAUGGUUUAGUCUAUGAAGAUAAGUGAGUAAGAGCAGGGAGGGUUCAGUAUCAGGUUAUCAGGUGAUACUGUUAAAACUGUGAUAAACUUUGGUAUGAAAGUGAUCUUUUUUCUGGAUGAAAUUGUCUAUAUGUGUUUAUGCCAGUCUCUUGUCUGGAAACUUUGUGUACUGUCCUGUUGAAGUUCACUGUAAUAUCACAACUUCACUACUGUGAUGGCUUCUUUCCCUUUACUGGAGAUUAUGGAUUAGUUGUGAUUACCAUUGUCUGAAAUUAUAUCCACUCAUGUGCUUUUGAGUAAAAUCAUUAUUUUAUAAACUGAUUUAUUGAAUUGGAUGCAGUUUGCAAACUAUUGCCUUGAGGAAAAUUUGUCCGGCUCUUCAAACUUUAUUGGCACUUGAGGCAGAUUUUCGACCUUUCACACUGAAGACUGCUCACUUCCUUUAGCUUGUCCUCUGUCCUGUCAAAGCCUCUGUGUAGCAGCAUAAGUAUUGGGAAAUCUAUGUAGGACGUGUUUUUAAAUGUGCUUUGUCCAUAAUGUGUGACGUGUUUUUUAAGCUUUUUGUUUAAAAGGACUGCUCACUGUAAUGAAGGGAAACUCCUCUUUAAUUUUGUACUUUAGAGAUUUAGAAGUGAAGCCCUGUAAGAGUCAUAUAUAGAUUUUUAUUGAAUAGAGAGUGAAAGAUGACCGUAAAUAGUACACUUUAUUAUUUUUUCUUGUAAAUGAAUUGCCUUUUUCUUGUCCUCUCACAAGGGUUGAUUAGCUUAAUGGUUAUGGGGUCAAAUUGGAGACAGUGGAUUAAACUGUGCGUGAAUGAAAUUGGACUCUUUCUUAAAUCUCACGUUUUUGAUUUUAAUUUAUUAAAAAUGAAGUGAGACCUGUGUAAGUGAAGUAAAUGAGCUCUCUUAU
Molecule: messenger RNA, 8443 nt
Organism: Cheilinus undulatus (humphead wrasse)
Lineage: Eukaryota; Metazoa; Chordata; Actinopteri; Labriformes; Labridae
Gene: prr36a
Exons: 6
Coding region: 467-4999 (1510 amino acids)
Source: RefSeq, a predicted model, not a curated record